AUGGAGUCGGAUACCAUUCCCGUCACCGGGGUCGAAGACCUAGAAAAGCAUCUAGACGAGUUACUUGCAGAUCCGAAUCUAUUACCAACCCCGAAGUUAUUUGACGACGUUGAACUUCAACUAACGGACGCGAACAUACUACCUUUGGUCCCGCGGCUUCUUCCAAAGAUCACCGAGAUUCUCAAACAGUAUCAGCAAGAUCCCGCAAUUUUAUGUAGCUUGGCCAUCAAGCUUCUUGGCCCUUUGAGUUUCACCCAGAUUCUAACUCUAGCUUCCGAAGAAGCUCUGAUACAAGCCUUGCGAUCUCCUGCCCCGUCGGCAAAUCUCCUUGCCAUGGCUGUUCUUGACAAGGCUGCCAAAUCGCCAAGUGAUGCUGCCAUUCUAGCCAUGAUGAAUAAUGUGGUAACCAACUUCUUGACUCAGUGGCUGAGUGCUCCACAAGUGGAGGUUGGCGAGAAGGGCUCGAAAGUAUUAGGCGACCUUCUAGAUGUCGACUGCGAUACUCGUCCUCCUGAUGGCUUGUCUGUCAACGGAAUGGAGAUCGUAGUUAGGAAACCAUCCGGCCAGGGGCUCGUAUGGAGACGAAUCUUCCAUGAUCGCGAUAUCUACGACUUGAUAUUGUCACUCUGCAGCAGCGGUCAACUUGGCGCCCAGCAACAAUCGCUUGCCCAAGGCCGUCUACUUCGGGUCUUACCGCGUCUGGCAGCCUUGAACUUCCGGGCAGUCACUUGGACAGACUUUUCCGACUUAAAUCGGCGAUACGCCAACACCGACAGCAAUGGUGGGUUGUUACAUUUUGCUGCCUUGUAUAUGAUAGAUAAGGAGGAUAAGUUAGUGCAUCUUAACCUCAUCGACUUCUUCGAGGCUUUCCUAAGUAUCCAGAGAAUUACGCCAUUCUCCACCUACAAGAUGGAUACCCUUACUAAACUGUUGAGGGAUGCUACUGCGCAAGACGACAUCUUGAAGGCAUCGAUUCUCACUUUACCUGAGCGUACUGUGCCCGAAGAGGCCGAAGAUCUGAGCCGAUUCAUACAAGAGAUCUUGAAUUCUCAAUGA
Molecule: messenger RNA, 1056 nt
Organism: Annulohypoxylon truncatum
Lineage: Eukaryota; Fungi; Ascomycota; Sordariomycetes; Xylariales; Hypoxylaceae
Exons: 2
Coding region: 1-1056 (351 amino acids)
Source: RefSeq, a predicted model, not a curated record